Molecule: messenger RNA, 453 nt
Organism: Durusdinium trenchii
Lineage: Eukaryota; Dinophyceae; Suessiales; Symbiodiniaceae
Source: the annotation of a GenBank genome assembly
AUGGCGGCUUUGGCAGCCCUGCGCUCUUCAGCCAUGUUGGUCCUCUGCGAGAGUGAGGCUGCCAUGGCACGGAAAGCGGUGGUGCUACAGGGCCUGCGCUGCCGAGCUGCAGAAAUGGCACUGCAAGCGGUCGCCACCCUGGCCGAGGAAGGGCUUCUCCCAACAGUCUCUUUGGUUCUGGAUAGGACUUGCGCUUAUGCCAAGCGCCGUCGCUGGUGUGUGGGCUUGGAUUCAGCGAAGGAGGGUCUGGGCCUGCUUCUCCAGCGUGGUUGGCUGCAGGAGGAGGCCUCGCUCUUCUACACCUUCUUUCGCUGCACCGAAGCAGUCUUCGACUUUAAGGCACCGAUUUGGCCGAGCCCGGCCUUGGCUCCUCUUUGGGCCGAGCUGGCAAAGCUCAAGGCGGAGGCACAGGAACGACAUGGAGCGGGCCGUCUCCUGGCUCUUGCGCUCUGA